Habropoda laboriosa is the source of this 2042-nucleotide messenger RNA. RefSeq names its product adipocyte plasma membrane-associated protein-like. The record is from RefSeq and is a predicted model, not a curated record. NCBI's taxonomy places the organism in Eukaryota, Metazoa, Arthropoda, Insecta, Hymenoptera, Apidae. Gene Ontology annotation, biological process: biosynthetic process. The transcript is spliced from 3 exons. Gene Ontology annotation, molecular function: strictosidine synthase activity.
UUUCUUUUUUCUCAAUGUCAUUAGUGUUGUGAUGAGGAAGUAUUAGAAGAGAUCUGUGUUUUUAAGUUUCUCAAAAAUAUCAUUUAAAUAAAAAGCUAUAUUUUCAAAAUAUUAAUAGUCAAUAAUUGAAAUAAUGGGGUACUUAAAAUCCAUUGGUACCGUGAUAAUAUACAUUGGUCUUUUCUUAGCUGUCAUUACCUUUUUACCGGGUUUACCUCCAGACGCAGAAUAUUCCGAAUACAGCAUAAAACUACCCUCUGAUACACAACUGCAAUUUGAGUUAAAAAAUCGGCUACAAGGAGCAGAAGUAUUAUUUUCUGAAGAAGUUAAAGGUCCAGAAUGUUUUGCAUCAUAUAAUGGAGAACUAUAUACUGGUAUACGUGGAGGUUAUGUUGUGAAAAUUGAAGAAAAUCGUAUUAAACCAAUUGUAAAAUUUGGUCAAAAAUGUGAUGGUUUAUGGCAAGAAGAAAAAUGUGGUAGACCUUUGGGUUUAAAGUUCAAUGAUAAGGGAGAAUUAUUUGUAGCUGAUGCUUACUAUGGUAUUUUUAAAAUGAAUGUUAAUACACGACACUAUGUAAACAUAGUCAAUAGUUCUGAACCUAUUGAUGGAAAAGUUCCAAAAUUGGUCAAUUUUUUGGACAUUGCAAAGAAUGGAGACAUUUAUUGGACAGACUCAUCUACAGAUUUUAGAAUACAUCUAAUAUAUAAUAUUUUUUUUUAUAUAUACAAGUAAUUAUUUCUUUGUAGACUUAUUCGAUAUAAUGCAGCAACAAAACACAAUGAAGUAUUGGUACGAAAUCUAGGAUUUGCGAAUGGAAUUUUAUUGAGUGAUGAUGAAAGCUUUGUGAUUGUAUUAGAAUGUCUUACUUCACGCAUUAUUAAGUAUAAUCUAAAAGGGCCAAGAGCUGGACAACAUGAAGUCUUUGCAGAAGCUUUACCUGGUUUGCCUGAUAAUGUACAUAGUGAUGGGCAAGGAGGCUUUUUAGUAUCUUUAGUUCUAUAUGUAGAUUCACAACAUCCUUUCUUACCUCAAUCCCUUAUACCACAUCCAUAUUUGCGAAAAAUGUUAUCCAGAUUGUUGUAUUUGAUAGAAGUUCCCUUUAAAUUGUUGCAAGAUGUAUAUCCAAAUUAUUAUGCAGAAAGAGUUUUACAUUCAGUAGGUUCAUUCGAUACUUCAAGAAUUUUGGAUGUUAAGAAAACUUCGGUAAUACUCAGAAUGGAUAAAACUGGAAAAGUCUUAGAUGCUAUAUAUUCAGAGGAUAGAAAAGUUAAUGAUAUUUCUUCUGCUUACAUACAUAAUGGUUAUUUGUGGCUUGGUUCUCCUUGGAAAGACUGCAUCAUGAGAGUUCCAUUAAAACAAGCAUUUCCGGAUUUAGCAGUCAAUAAAAGAUCUUUGCCAAAUAUUAAAGUAGAAGCAAAAUCCAUAAAUGUUAAACCAACUGCUCAAAGUACUAAAAAUUCGCCUCCAAAAUCAACUGUUAAAGCACAAACACAAAAAUCAAAUUCAGGUGCAACAACUUCAAAGUCUACAUCACAACCUUCCACUACCACUUCAAAACCACCAUCAACUACUGCUGCUCCAAUCACUACUACAACUCCAAAACCAUCAACUACUGUUGCUCCAAUCACCACUACCACUUCAACACCACAUACUUCAAAUGUGAUACCAAAAGAAGCUAAAAAAGUUAAUGCACAAGGAGUUAAGAAAGAUAAUUUAAAGGAAAUUAAAAAGGAUAAUUCAAAAGAAAUUAAAAAGGAUAAUUCAAAGGAAAUUAAAAAUGAUAAUUCAAAGGAAAUAAAAAGGGACAAUCCUGCUAAAUCUGAAGCAUCUAAAAAAAGCAACGAAGCAAUAGUAAAACCGAAAUCUGAUGACGCUAUUAAGAAAGGUGCUCAAAAUACUCAAUCUGCAAAAUCCAAGCCUGUAGAGAAAAAAGAAGACUCUAGUAAGAAGUAAACAAGCGCGUACAAAUGCAGACAUUAAUCUAAAUUUGAAUUCAAGCUUGAUUGUGUUAUUCCAUUCCAUGUUAAAAGUUCUUCACAUU